AUGCAGCCAGUGGAGGUGCUCAAUUCUAUAUUUUAUCACUGCUACAACUGGAAGAAGACUGAUUGUCCUUUUCAGUUGCAAUUUGAAAAAUUUCAGGAAAGCACUCAGGAUGCUGUUCCUGGGGAGUGGCCUCCUUGGUCACCACCACCACCGUCACCGCCGCCGCUGCCGCCACCGCCAUCACCGCCACCAUCACCACCGCCACCACCACCAUCACCGCCACCACCAUCACCACCACCACCCUCACCACCACCACCACCGCCACCGUCACCACCGCCACCACCGUCACCGCCACCACCAUCACCGCCACCACCGCCGCCAACACCCUCACCGCCACCACCACCGCCGUCGCCGCCGCCGCCACCACCGCCGUCGCCGCCGCCACCGCCACCACCGCCCUCGCCGCCGCCACCACCACCACCACCACCACCACCGCCCUCACCACCACCACCACCACCACCGCCACCACCACCAUCACCGCCACCACCAUCACCACCACCACCCUCACCACCACCACCACCGCCACCGUCACCACCGCCACCACCGCCACCGCCACCACCGUCACCACCACCACCGUCACCACCACCACCGUCACCACCGCCACCACCGCCAACACCCUCACCGCCACCACCGCCGCCACCGCCACCGCCGUCGCCGCCGCCACCGCCACCACCACCCUCACCACCGCCACCACCACCACCACCACCACCACCGCCCUCACCACCACCACCACCACCACCGCCACCACCACCAUCACCACCACCACCAUCACCACCACCACCCUCACCACCGCCACCACCCUCACCACCACCACCACCACCACCGUCACCACCGCCACCACCCUCACCACCACUACCACCCUCACCACCGCCACCACCGUCACCACCACCACCGCCACCACCCUCACCACCACCACCACCCUCACCACCGCUACCACCCUCACCACCGCCACCACCGUCACCACCACCACCGCAACCACCCUCACCACCACCACCACCACCACCGUCACCACCGCCACCACCCUCACCACCACUACCACCCUCACCACCGCCACCACCCUCACCACCACCACCACCAUCACCACCGCCACCACCGUCACCACCGCCACCACCCUCACCACCGCCACCACCCUCACCACCGCCACCACCGUCACCACCACCACCGUCACCACCACCACCACCACCAACACCCUCACCACCACCACCGCCGCCACCACCACCACCGUCGCCGCCGCCACCGCCACCACCACCCUCACCACCGCCACCACCACCACCACCACCACCACCGCCCUCACCACCACCACCACCCUCACCAUCACCACCACUACCACCACCACCCUCACCACCGCCACCACCGUCACCACCACCACCGUCACCACCACCACCACCACCAACACCCUCACCACCACCACCACCACCACCACCACCACCGCCCUCACCACCACCACCACCCUCACCAUCACCACCACUACCACCACCACCCUCACCACCGCCACCACCGUCACCACCACUGUCACCACUGCCACCACCACCACCAUCACCACCGCCACCACCAACACCACCACCACCACCCUCACCACCACUACCACCCUCACCACCACCACCACCGUCACCACCGUCACCACCACUGUCACCACUGCCACCACCACCACCAUCACCACCGCCACCACCGUCACCGCCACCACCGCCACCACCGUCACUGCUUCUCAAAAUGACUUCGUCAUCAUAA
Molecule: messenger RNA, 1728 nt
Organism: Mirounga angustirostris (Northern elephant seal)
Lineage: Eukaryota; Metazoa; Chordata; Mammalia; Carnivora; Phocidae
Product: basic proline-rich protein-like
Exons: 5
Coding region: 1-1728 (575 amino acids)
Source: RefSeq, a predicted model, not a curated record